Maniola jurtina (meadow brown) is the source of this 2750-nucleotide messenger RNA. Its product is annotated as katanin-interacting protein-like. The coding region runs from base 280 to 2718 and encodes 812 amino acids. Lineage: Eukaryota; Metazoa; Arthropoda; Insecta; Lepidoptera; Nymphalidae. The record is from RefSeq and is a predicted model, not a curated record. The transcript is spliced from 15 exons.
UUUGUUGCCUAGUAACCAAGGUCAAACAAACAGCGCCAAAUUACAUUUCAAAACUGGCAAGUGGUAAUGAAGUGAUGAAUUAAAUGCCUAUAAAUACUAUAAAUAAAACUAAUCAGCCAUUAUUUAUUCUUAUCAUUUAAAUAGUUCAGCAAACUCUGCAGUAUAAAAAUUGGCUAAAAUGAUUUUUACCCCAAAUUACUUGUUUUCAAUGCCACCUUUAUAGCUAAUCCAAAGAUUUUUUCAUAAUAAUGGAUAGUGUAAUACAUUGAUGGCUGAAGAAUGGCACAACACCAUGGGUUUGAGCAUUCGGCUGAGGACGCGAAGGUUCCAUUAUGGCUCGAAGAUAUUAGCAAGAAAAUCAAAGAGACACACAUAAAAAACGACAAAAAUGAUUGUUCUCCAACGUUUGAUCUCCCUUGUCCUAAAUAUGGAAAUUCCAAAUUGGACACUCACAGGUUAUUACGAAGAACGUCGUUAGAUACAGCAAUGGAUAUGAUUUUAAAGCCUCAAAAACAUCAAAAUGCACAAUCAGCUGGCACUUUACGGAACAAUCGGAAUAACGGCUACACACAUAAUGGACGAAGAAAACAAAAUAUUAACGGAAAACAAGAAUGGAGUGAUUCUACAAACGUUGCAACAAAUGAUUUUCUCUCGGAUCUACUUCCUCAUUAUGUGACGCCGAGACACAGAUGUUUGAAGAACCCUGGCGAUGAUGAUUUUAACGACGUCAUUUUAGGAUCACGUUUCCAGGAGGCUUAUCGAAAUAACAAAAAUCAUGUCCCAAAAGAAGCAUCAUCAAGUAUUACACAAAAUACGUUUAAUACAAUUACCAACGUGUCCUCGAAAAAACCUACGUCCCUAAUAUCUGUCUCCGGAAGACAUUCACAAAAAGAGAGACUCAAAAGUGAAUUUAUUAUACCAGAACUACCCGAAGGAAGAUUGUUAGAAAUUAAGAUUUAUUCAAACUGGGGCGAUAAAUUUCUAGUUGGUAUGAAUGGUGUGGAGAUGUUCGAUUCAAAUGGUCAUCAGAUUAAUAUUGAAAAGGUGUGGACAGACUCAGACACAGGAGACUAUUCUAAGUACGGUCGCUUAGAGAACAUAGUAGAUGGUGUGGUGCGUACUCGGGACGAUAAGCACGCUUGGAGUACAUCCGUGACGCGAGCGUUACCUAUUGCCAUUAGUGUGCUCUUGACUACUUGCACUAAACUGGCUUUGUUGAGGAUAUGGAAUUACAACAAAUCACGCAUCUAUUCAAGCCGUGGGGUUAGAUUGGUUCAGAUAAAACUGGAUGAUCAAGUCAUAUUUCACGGUGAAAUCGCUCGCGCCAGUGGAGAAUUAAAAGGGUCCAUGCAAUCUUUUGGAGACACCAUAAUUUUCACCAAAGAUCCAAACAUUCUCGAAUCCAUUUUGGCUAACGAUAAGAACUUUCAAUCACUUUUAAAGGACAAUGAACCAAUGGUUGAUUCUACUGUCGAAAAACGGCCACCAACAGCCAACGCAAAUAAAAACAAUUUAAGCCCUCCAACAAUAGGGGAUUUUGGAAGUAAUGAACAUGAAAUUAAGUAUGUAGUCAGAAGUGUAAAGUUAACUCUGAUGUCCAACUGGGGGCAGAAGAAACUUAUUGGAUUGACGGGUAUUGAUAUCCUCUGCAAUAAUAAUUCGAUUGAAGUGCAUCGUGCUCACGCAUACACGUCCCAUAUCAGCGAUGAACUAAGUCCAACACACAACAGUUAUAUUGAUUGUAAAAGUUUGUUUAAUGGAAACAAUAUCACCACAGAACUUGAUGAGAUGUGGUGCACGAAUUUUGCCCCAGGGUAUAAAUUCUGUCACAUUGUCAUGGAAUUUGUAGAGCCGACUGAGAUUACAAGUGUCCGCAUAUGGAAUUACAAUGCGAACAUGGAUAUGUCGUAUAUCGGAGCGAAGCAUGUGCGAAUUUCGCUCGAUGAGGAGCCAUUGCAUCAGCGAGCGAUUUUACUGCGACGCGCUCCAGGCGAUACUUGUUAUGACUACGUACAACAUCUUGAACUUGCUGCGUUGGAUGAUAGGUUAAACAGUCAUCAAGCAUCCGACUCGACUCCAGAAUGGCUACUCUACGGCACGCUAGAAUUGAAAGUACCGACGGGUUUCGUCCUACAGAUCAGCAUUUAUUCGACGUGGGGUGAUCCUUACUACGUCGGCCUUACUGGUGUUGAGCUCUACGAUCCACAGGAAAAUAUGAUUGAAGUUACUGAGUCUAACGUUUGUGCGCAACCAGCGAGCGUUAAUGUAUUGGAAUCACGUGGUUCUCGCGGUGUCCGUGACGUGCGCACGCCUGCGCGUCUUGUGGACGGGCACAACUCGCGUGCAUCGCACGCUCACCACUCGUGGCUUGCGCCAAUCUUACCGCAUACGCUUAAUAGGGUAUUUUUCGUAUUUGAUUCCCCAAUUUCAGUAUAUGGUAUGAAGAUUUGGAACUACGGCAAAACCCCUACCAGAGGCGUCAAAGAAUUUGGGGUCUUGAUGGACGACUUAUUGGUAUACACGGGCUCGUUGGAAAUGGCUAAAGGUGAAGAACUAGUUCCACAGUGGAUAUGCUUACAGGAUGUUGACAUCGACAAUCUUUCACCCAGCCCAUCGGAAGCCAGUCGCAGCACGACAAGUGGAAGCGCAGCCGACCCCGCCGCCAGACCGCACACUGCAGUGCACGGGUUUACGUUCAAGAGCGACCUUCAACAAUGAAUUAUUGGUCUACUAUUAAUUAAGCUUAAAAU